GAAUAGUGUGUUUUUAAACUUCCAAAACAUGAUUCAAAAUCAAUUCGAAGUGAAAAUUAAGAGAUUUAGGUUUUAUAAUGCAAGAGAUUAUUUCAACCAAAACUUAUCUACCUAUUUCCAAAAUGAAGGGAUUAUUGAUCGGUUAUCUUGUUUUAAUACUCCACAGUAGAAUGAGUGGCAGAAAGGAAAAAUAAGCAUUUACUAACCACAACCUGAUACUUUUUCAAGUAAACGUACCCAAAUCUUAUUAGGGGAAGCUGUUCUCACUGUCACAUACAUUAUAAAUAGGUUACCUUCAAGAUUUUUGAGAUUUAAAAUUCCUAUAGAUCUACUCACAAUUUUAUCUAAACUUUAAUACCACAAACAACUUCACACAUAGAAUAUUUGAUUGUACAUAAUUUGUUCAUGUUCACAGUCAUAAUAGGGGAAGUUGGAUCUUAGAGCAAUUAAAUGCAUUUUGUGGGGUAUUCAUCAACUUAGAAGGGGUAUAAGUGCUAUGUCUGCAGAUAUCACUUUUUAAGAAAAUAAAUCAUUUUUUACUCAACCUUAUCUUUUGAGGGAGGCUUCAUGCAUGAAAGAUAAAGAUAAAGACUUCUUUUUGCUUAACUUCUCCUCCUCUUCAACAUUUUCAGCUAUUAAUUCUUCUAAGUUUAAACUUGUCUCUUUUAAGUUCAAGUUAAAUACUAAAUUUGAGUUUGAACCCAUUCCUAACACAGAAGAUGUGACAAGGGAUAAUAUUAUUUUUGAUUCUACGAAGGAAUUACAAGUGUACUCAAGAAGGAAAGUUUCGAAUCUUGAACCAAUGCAAGUCCAAGAAUCUGAUCCUAACUCUGAAAAUGAGGUUUCUAAAACAUUUGGUGAGGGAAAAGUUUCCUUUGAGGAAUACGUAUUCACCAUAAAGAAUACAGUUGGCAUUGGUAUGCUCAUAGAAGCUAUAGGUAUUGGCAAAGGAAAGCAAGACCUAACUAGCAAUGCCAUGGAACCAGUAAAAGCCAAUCAUGUAGUUUCUUUUCGUCCUGAAAUACCAGUUGGAAAAGCAUGUUCUACUCUUGCAUCUGCAGAUAUUAUCAAGUUUUUAACAGGAGAUUUUAGGUUGAGCAAAGCUAGAUCCAGUGAUCUUUUCUGGGAAGCUGUUUGGCCUCGCCUUUUAGCCAGAGGCUGGCACUCUGAACAGCCAAAGGAUCAGGUUUUUUCUGGUUCAAAGAAUUCUCUGGUGUUUCUUGUUCCUGGUGUUAAGAAGUUUUCAAGAAGGAAGCUGGUGAAAGGUAACCACUAUUUUGAUUCUGUUAGUGACGUUCUUAAUAAAGUUGCUUCAGAACCAGGGCUUCUUGAGCUUGAAAUUGAAGUGCCAGGCAGCAGAGAGAACAAAGAAAAUAAGUGGGACCCAGUAACAAAACAAGAUCCUGAUUUUAUGACAAAUAAACGUAACCGAUACCUCAAGCCACAAAAUUCUGGUUGCAGUCGAGAUUUAAUGAAGUUUACAGUUGUAGAUACUAGUUUGGUCCGAGGGGCUCAACGAUCCAAGGUUAGAGAACUGAGAAGCUUACCACUUGAAGCUACGAGCUUAUCCACCCCCUCUGGUAUUUCCAGCGAUUCUGAGGAGGAUACAUCUGAUGACUCAGAAGAUGAUGCAGAAGAAAAUAGUACUUCAAAUGCUGCAGAGUCCAUGGCUAAUGGGGAAGAAUAUGUGGACUUAUCAGAUUGUGUAAAUAGUAAUUCAAACAUCGUCAUUCCCCACACCUCUGAUACCAGCAUUAUAUCAAUGGAAAAUCAUGAAAGCCAUAACACAAGUCUGCUUGAUGAGAAGAAGAAAAAGGUUAUGAAGUAUAAUUUCAGCCGAAAGGUGCAGUCUAGUGAUUCCAAAUAUUUGGCUCCUGUUAUUAAACAGCAGGGUUUAACUGAUUGUGUCAAUGGAGAAUCAAGCUGUAGUGUUGAAAACUUUUCUGCUGAGAGGAUGUUAAAUGAAGACAAUUCGCACUGUAGGUCUAGCUUGCCUGAUGCUUGUGAAGCUAUGGUUUUUCCAAUGGGAUCCCCAAACUUGUCACCAGCCAGUUCUUUGUCUAAAGGCGGUGCUGAUGAGGGAAAGGAAGGCAUUGUCACUGAAAACUGCCUUCAUGGAGAAGAAUCUCUGAUAAAAACGCAGUUACAUGCAUUGAUAGACUUGAAUGUUCGUCAAGUUUCAAUGGAUUUUGAAACCAAUGGACCCUUCAUCACAGAGACGGUGCAAAAUAUUGAUAAUUCGUGUGCUCAUAUAUCAUUCUUUCAGUCCGAAAUAAUGGUGCAGCCUGAACCAUUGAAGCUUCCUGAUAAAGGCGCAGAGGUCAAUCAGCAUCCUGUAAUGCACAACCGGAGGCAGAGUACCAGGAACCGACCAUUAACAACAAAAGCUUUAGAAGCUCUUGAAUGUGGGUUCUUCAGUCCCAGGAGGAAGAGAAAAGUUGCAGAGGCUCCACAGAAUAACUCACGAAGAGUUCGUGGCAGGCCUGUUGUUAAUGCCCUUUUUAGAAAUGGUGCUUGUAAGCCCAACAUGGAGGAGAGUUAGAUUGGUUUCUGCAGUGGCAAAAAAUGGCCAGUCGGUCUCAAAUCUGAAUCUGAUACGUGGAGAAAUGAGUGGACUAAUUGCUAAGCUGGUCCUGAAAAAACCACGUCUCCCUCCACGGCCUCCAAAGCAUUGUGUUUUGGGUGCCUUUCAUUCUUUUAGUCAAUAAUUGGGAGUGCAUAUGUUUCCUUAAUCAAACUAGGAAAACAUAACACUCCAUUCACCCAACCAGCUGCAGAUUCGUGACCAAUGUCAGGUGAAAAAUUGAAGUAUCAAACAUGUUCAUCUUACAUAAGUCAGACGAAACUGAUGCAGGGUUAUAAUCUCAGAAAGAAGAGGAGGGGAACAAUUCCUUAAACCGGAGUAACCUUUUUCAUUGUGGGAGCAAAUGACACAGGUGGUUCUUACUGUCUUCUAGAUAACUGACUUGCAAACGGUAUUCCUUAUAGGGGUUUGACUGCUGAAUAAUCGUAAUGCCAACCUUUGAUCUUGGUGAAGCUGACUGUUAUUUUCUCAGUUAAAUAAGUUCUCUUUCUCUAUAAACUUUGUCCUCAAAAAGUGUAUAAAGCAAAAGAAUUUUACUUCUAUAUUAGAUUUUCAAUUUAACAAAGUUGUCCUAUUGUUAGUAUUAUAUUUUUUUGACAAGCAUAUGGUCAAAAUUUUAAUUAAUAAUUUUUUAUUAAACACGAGGAAUGGAAAAGGAAAAAAAAAUUGGAGAAUCAAGAGUCAAGAUUAAUAGCACUUAUUAUUCUGAAAGUGAAACAAAGUUUAACCAAGUAUGCAAGUCAAAUUGCUCGUAAUCUUUGAUUGAUACUAUAUUUCAG
Molecule: messenger RNA, 3363 nt
Organism: Durio zibethinus
Lineage: Eukaryota; Viridiplantae; Streptophyta; Magnoliopsida; Malvales; Malvaceae
Source: RefSeq, a predicted model, not a curated record